CCGCUGCUGGCGCUGUGACGUCAUUAUGAGGCGCGAAUUCUUCUGCUUCAAAGUCUGCUGUCUUCUUUAUUUACACACGCACAAAUAGUAAAUACCCAAACUAGGAAAAUAAACCAUUCUUCCCUCCAAGCGGUCAUGGAUACCAGCGCCUUCGACGCCGAUAACUCAGUCAGCUGUCUGCUGUCCUCCAUCGUUCCUGACGUGUGUAAGACUGAAGACUGCUGCCUGGGCAUCGACGAAGCGGGCAGGGGACCAGUGCUGGGUCCAAUGGUUUAUGGAAUAUGUUUUUGUCCCAUUUCCAAAAAGGAGGAUUUAAAGGGCUUGAAAGUAGCAGAUUCCAAAACUUUGUCAGAAUCAGAAAGAGAGAAUCUAUUCCAAAACCUGGACGAUGCCAAAGGUUUUGUGGGCUGGGCCCUGCGUAUUCUCUCCCCAAAUAUCAUCUCCACCAGUAUGUUACAGAGGACCAAAUGCAACCUGAACACCCUGUCACACGACACGGCCAUUGGGUUAGUUCAAUUUGCACUAGACAGUGGCGUACAGCUCAAAGAGGUGUUUGUGGACACUGUCGGCCCCGCCGAGAAGUACGAGGAGAAACUCUCCAAACUGUUCCCAGGCAUUGAGGUCACGGUGAGGCCAAAGGCUGACUCCCUCUUCCCUAUCGUUAGUGCAGCCAGUAUUUGUGCAAAGGUGGCCAGGGACCAUGUUGUGAAGAACUGGAAGUUUGCUGAGGACCUCGAAGACGUGGAUACAGAAUAUGGCUCAGGAUACCCGAAUGACCCAAAGACUAAAGCGUGGCUCUUGAAGUAUUUGGACCCAGUGUUUGGCUACCCCCAGUUUGUGCGCUUUAGCUGGAGCACGGCCCAAACCUUGAUUGACAGCAAGGCUGUGACUGUCCAUUGGGAUGAUGACGAGGAGGAUGGCGAGCAGGCGGCACAGCGGCUGGCCAACAGGUCUGUGCUGUCCUAUUUUGGGGCGCCAGGUGGCGUCAACAACAAGCAGACACACCGCUUCUUUACAGAACGCAGGCUGAAGAGUAUGGACACACUCUGAGGACUGGCCGACAUGCACUGUGAGUUGCUUGCACACAAGCAGCAUUGUGGGAAAGUCUUGGCUUGAUUUACUCAUAAAUUGUAUUUAGUAUCCGUUUUACUCAUAAAAUAUUUUUUUUUUAUAAAACAUAUCCUGCAGGGGUUUGUUUGAAUAGGAGCAGGAACAAAACAUGAGGCAGGGUUGCAAAAGAUAUUUUAAUUCCAAUUCUGCCCUCUAGUGGCAGUAUUGAUAACUGCAUAUGUGUUGGUAAAAGCCUUUGUUUUACAUUGCUGAAAUCCACAUUAGUUAUGCCAAUAAAAGGCAAAAGAAAAUCCCUCCAAUCACUCAUGGUCGGUUAUAUUGGCUAAUAUAACAUAUUGCCAAUACAUGCAGAGGAAUGACACUAUCUUGCACAAUAACAACAAAGGAUUGGUAGAUGUUUGAACUCAACAAAAUGGCUUCACAUAAAUGGAGAUAAUAAAUAACUUUCAGAAGCAAGUACUUGAUUGAAGAAAGCAAACGACGCGUUUAAAGCCGGCUUCAGGCUCUUAGACACAUUUCAAGACAUUGACAUCAGUCUUGCUUUUGUGACUAACAGGCAUAAAAAUCACAUCUAGAGCUUCUGUAUUUAGACACACUCAAAAGAUGACGGAUGAAGACAUCCGCUAGAUUCGCUCCUUUCCAAGAUGUUAAGGCGUUGCGCUGCUCUUGAGAUGGAUGCCAAAUUUCGCAGCGUCCCCGAGCAGUCGCUGUUUUGCAGUGCAUCCUCUGCCUCUACUUGAAUGAAGACAUCAUUUGGUGUAAGACGAAAUCACAAACCAGAUGCACCGGCUACCCGCAGCCUGCUGUCAAUUGGCAUUGGGUUUGUGCCGAGACUCCUGGAUCUUUUUCCCGCAGUUCAUAGCCAGAGUGGACACGGCGAAAGAAGACAGAAUGAUAAUGGAGCUCCCAACAAAAUGAGACGAAGCCCCUCUGGCGGUGGCCCUCAAGGCUUUCUUGGAGAAUGACUCCCGGUCGAAGGCCCCGGUGACCGUCGCGCUCUGGGCUGUAGCUUCCAUGGCUGGUUCAACUUCUCAAGCCGUUCUUGUGUGUCUUUGGUGCGAGGCAGGAAGACAACACCUUGCCGCCUUUAAAGUAUCCAGUUCUGUCUGGUUCGUUCUAUGCGGUCAAUUUAUAACCUCCCUUGCUUUGUGUCUCAACCCUCUUAAGAGCCACUUCUUCCCCUACGUCAAUGGGAUUCAAAAUAGUUUGCAUGGCCGCCAAGGACAAAGGUGGAGAUUUAUUUCAGAUCAAGACAGGGUGCCCUAAUGCCAUUAGAUCACCCUGUCGUUGUCCGACAGUAUUAGUGGAGUUCUUUAGCUAAGACAAACUGGAAAAUGUCAGUGUCAUCAUUUUUGGUGCCUGUAUAAGAUCUUUAAAAAAAAAUAAGCAGGAAAACCAAAAAGUUCGAAGGGGCACAUGAGGUGAAGUUAGAAACUGGCAGCUUGUUUGUGUUGGCUUUGGUCAGCGUCAGGGAAUGAUUGACUGGAUUAUUAUUAGAGUUGGUCAACACUUUCAGUUUGUUCAUUCCAGAAAAAGCAUUGAUGGUACACUUCUGUUGAUUAGAGAAAUGUUAAAUCCACAAAGCUCACCGAAAUAACCCGAAACGGAUGAGACUGGAAUGUACUUAAAUACAUAAUGCAAAACCUCAAGGCUUCUUAAUGAAUGUCCUUUGAACAAAAAUACAAAAUAGAACUUCAGGCAAGUCGCUGUAUGUUUACAGAAUUUUCAAAUAUGAUCAAUUGGCUAUUUUAUCUGAGCGUUUUGUUCUUUUGUCAAAUCAGCCUUUUUUAUUUUUUUUUAUUUACAUUUACAAAUAGUUAUUUGCAACAAAUAUCUGCACUGCUCUGAAUACCCGUUUAGUCACGAAAAUAUUGUGGACGUUCAUUCUUCAUGAUGGCAUAUUAAUGUAAGACAAGAAUGUCUGAUAUCCUAAAAUCACGCAAUAACAGUCGCAUUGAUUUUUCAGACAUGGGAACGCUUUGUACACAUUUAUGCUUUUAAUUAAACCACCUACUCAAUCAUG
Syngnathus typhle (broad-nosed pipefish) is the source of this 3094-nucleotide messenger RNA. RefSeq names its product ribonuclease H2, subunit A (gene rnaseh2a). Gene Ontology annotation, biological process: mismatch repair; DNA replication, removal of RNA primer. Gene Ontology annotation, cellular component: ribonuclease H2 complex. The transcript has 9 exons. The coding region runs from base 136 to 1050 and encodes 304 amino acids. Gene Ontology annotation, molecular function: RNA binding; RNA-DNA hybrid ribonuclease activity. Lineage: Eukaryota; Metazoa; Chordata; Actinopteri; Syngnathiformes; Syngnathidae. The record is from RefSeq and is a predicted model, not a curated record.